AUGACAGUCUCAAAGGUCUUGUCAACUACAACCGAUGGAGCAACACGAAAGCCUCAUAUCAGCGAUGAGCCAUGGACUCGAUCCAAUUGGUAUAAGCAUAUCAAUUGGCUGAAUGUCAUUUUUGUCGUCCUUAUCCCGUUAUAUGGAUUCAUCGCUACCUUCUUCGUACCUCUGAGGCUCUACACGGCUAUUUUCGCCGUCUUCUACUAUUUCAAUACCGGCCUCGGUAUCACAGCUGGUUACCAUCGCCUUUGGGCUCACACUUCGUAUAAAGCCUCACUUCCCCUUCAGAUAUAUCUUGCCGCGGUCGGCGCCGGCUCCGUUCAAGGCUCAAUCCGCUGGUGGUCACGCGGCCACCGAGCACACCACCGUUACACAGACACCGAGAAGGACCCCUACUCUGUCCGCAAGGGUCUUAUGUAUUCUCACAUUGGUUGGAUGGUACUCAACCAAGAUGCAAAGAAGAUUGGCCGAGCUGACGUUGUCGAUUUGAAUUCGGACCCAAUUGUCCGGUGGCAACACAAGCACUACCUAGUGUGCGUGCUCAGCAUGGCUUUCAUUUUCCCUGCUCUGGUGUGCGGGAUCUGGGGAGACAUGCUCGGUGGUUUGGUGUACGCUGGAAUCAUUCGCGCAUGCUUUGUACAGCAAGCGACCUUCUGCAUAAACAGUCUUGCUCACUGGCUUGGCGACCAACCAUUUGACGACCGCAACUCACCACGCGAUAAUUGGAUUACUGCAUUAGUCACUCUGGGCGAGGGGUAUCACAAUUAUCACCAUGAAUUUCCCUCUGACUUUCGCAAUGCGAUUGAGUGGUACCAGUACGAUCCUACGAAGUGGAUGAUCACGAUCUGGGGUAAACUUGGCCUUGCCAGUCAUCUUAAGCAGUUCCGCUCGAACGAGGUGGAAAAGGGCAGAUUACAACAAAUGCAGAAGAAGCUUGACGUCCGUCGCGCAAAGCUCGACUGGGGUACACCACUCAAUGAACUACCGGUGUACACAUGGGAUGCUUUUGUUGAAUCAGCUUGGUCUGAAGGCAAAGCACUAACCUCAAUUGCUGGAGUCAUCCACGACGUCUCGAGCUUCAUCAAUGAGCAUCCUGGCGGCCAAGCAUUGAUCAAGAGUGCCAUUGGCAAAGACGCUACGGCUCUGUUCAACAAAGGUAUCUACGAUCACAGUAAUGCCGCUCACAACCUGCUUGCUACAAUGCGUGUGGGUGUCCUGAUGGGUGGAUGUGAAGUCGAGAUCUGGAAGAGUGAUGGAGGCAAGAAGACCUUUGACGGUGCAAAGUACCUAGACUUGUCAUACUAA
Pseudovirgaria hyperparasitica is the source of this 1308-nucleotide messenger RNA. Its product is annotated as stearoyl-CoA desaturase. Gene Ontology annotation, cellular component: endoplasmic reticulum membrane. The transcript is spliced from 3 exons. The record is from RefSeq and is a predicted model, not a curated record. Gene Ontology annotation, biological process: unsaturated fatty acid biosynthetic process. The coding region runs from base 1 to 1308 and encodes 435 amino acids. Lineage: Eukaryota; Fungi; Ascomycota; Dothideomycetes; Acrospermales; Acrospermaceae. Gene Ontology annotation, molecular function: heme binding; iron ion binding; stearoyl-CoA 9-desaturase activity.